GGCCCAGUCGGGCUUUCGACUGCUACUAGGGCCUUCCCUGAGGCCUCGGGAGGCGUCUCUGGACCCCAGGGGCCGCGAUGCCGCGAUGGGGCAGGCCCCACGCCUCCCCCACCCCCUGCUGUCAGAGUGUUUCGAUACCUCUGCCCGUGCUUCGUCUUCGACGCGAACGCUGCACCCGCUCUUUCGAGCCGCAGCUGCCGCAGUCUCUUCUUCGAGCCCACCUGGGCGACCUUGGGCGUGUGGCGCACCUUCUCUUUCCUUUCUCUCGUGUUCUCUUCCUUCUCGGGCCUCUGGGGUGGCCCUCGUCGCCACGGCCAGAUCCGCAACCCACGCCUUUCGGAACGCCCUUCUGGAAGCCAGACGGCCGACGCUCCAUGCGGCCACCCCCGGGCAUCCAUACAAGUACGGGAGCCCCUUCCAUGAGCAGAGGCAUGCGGGGAUCGGCCCCGGCGCAUUCGUCGAGGGCGCCCCCGACAUGGUGUCCGAAGCCGACGAGUCGCUGAUCUACAAUUCGCCCGAGUCAGCGGGAGUGGCGUAUUCGACAAUCAGGUACGGCGCCACUUGUUCCAAUUGGGAUAGUAUCUCGCUGCAGGAGCACUCGUACGAGGCGAGUGUGGCGUCAUGCGCGCACACGUGCUCGCAGGCGAGCGAGUGCACCGGCUUUAUUUUCAAGCCGAAGGCGUGUGCUGCGCAUGAACAGUUUGGACCUGGCUCUUGCUUCUUGUAUUCUGAAUACUGCGUAGAGACGGGCGACCAGUGUUGGGAUUUGUAUUUGAUUGACGCGAUCCAACCGCCAACGCCGCCGCCCACGCCGAAACCACCGACGCCAUCUCCACCAGAGCCGACACCAGUGCCCACAAUGCCACCAACGACACCAGAACCAGUAACGCCAGAGCCAACAGCAGCGCCCCCGGUGCCCACACCCGAACCAACAGCGCCAGAGCCCCCAUCCUCACAACCGACAACACAACCAGCGCCAAUCGAGCCAACAACACAGUCGACAACGGUACCGCCAACUACAGAGCAGGCAAUGACGCCAGAGCCAACCUUGUCUCCAACCGUGGCUCCCACGAUGGCACCAGUGACGCCAGCAGGCGCAGGCGCAGCUUCGGCGGAGCCGGCGACGCCCCCAUCCCCAACGAUGCUUGUCUUUGCGGCUCAGGUCGGGGAUGAUGUAGUGUAUCUGCGCAACCCCGCUGGCAUCACGCAGGGAGCCUCCCUUACGUUCACAACACCCGAUCACUCAGAGACUCAUGCGGUGAAGGGCGUGAACGUUGGCGCAGUCAUUCUCGACUCCGCCAUGGAGCACGACUACCCUGUCGAUUCGACGGUCACCCUGCGGCGCGCUUCGUCGCCGUCGCCGUUGCCGACGCCGACGCCGCCGACCCGAAGCCGGCUGUCGUCCUCGCGCAGGUCCUUCCCGUCGUUCACGUGGUUUUUGCUGCCUUUCGCUGUCAUCGUCGCGGCCUGCCUGAGCCUCAACUUCCUGGGCUACACUUACAGCAGCGACCGCUGUGGCCGCCUCGUCGGCGACCUGAAGGGUCGUUUCGACGGGUGCGUCGGCUCGUUCUCGGCUCGGAGGAUGAGGGAUAUGGGCCGGCAGGAUAUGAUCAAAAAGGUUUUCGUUUGUUUCGACCGCGACGGCGACACCCUUCUCAGCUCGAGCGAGCUCAUGCUGUUCGCGAGUUGCCUUCCGCACGACCCGUUCAUAGGCAGCCAGAGGGAGUGGGAUGAGCAUUACAGCGCGAGCAUUGGGUUAGCUCAUGUUGACAUGGAGCGAUUUCGGCAGCUUGUGGACAGACUGGAUCCUGUACCUCAUCCAAACGGCGGGGAGGAUGGUAGACAGACAGAGGGCGAUCCUGGUCUGUCGCUGUACCAGACGGACGACGACCUCCGUAGCUUGCUGGAGAUGCAUUCCUCAGACUUCCGGGGGUACUUGGUAUCCUCUGUCUUCGACGCGUUUGACCGCGACAGGGAUGGCGUCCUCAGCAAAGAAGAGCUGCGGGUCUUUGCAGAGAGCAUGGCCGAAGAACCUUUCGCCGGGACGGCGGAGGACUGGGAGGUAUUCUACGCGGAAGUCAUUGACAAGCAGGGCCAGAAUGGUCAGGACGCUGCGGUGGACCCCCAGCUGUUCCGGUUGCUCGUGGACGACUACGGAGAAGACGCGCCGUUCGGCAUGUCGGAUGUUGAACUCGCGCAGAUGGCCAACUCCCAGAUGACCGCCACGUCGCUCAAUUUGACUCUGCCGCUGGAUGGGUCCCAGAGGGAGCAGAUGAUCUCCGUCCUCUUCGAGAAGUUCGACAGGGACGGCGACGGCAUCCUGAGCAAGGAGGAGCUGAUGCACCUGGCGCGGAGCCUGCCGCACGACCCCUUCGACGGCUCCCCGGAGGACUGGCACGACAUGUACCAGGCUUAUGUCCGGGAGAUUGGCGAGCCGGUGGACCAGGAGAGGUUCGCUGUGUUGCUAGACAGCCACGUCUUCGACGAUAAUCCCCUGGAGCUGACCGACGACGAGAUAAUGACCAUGAUCUGGCCCGAGGGCGAGGAGCGCGGCAGCGAGGACGACUCCGCCAAGUCCGAGGCUGGGGGACGCCAACUGCACGCCAGGCGCCGAUUCUUUCCAGGCCAAUUCUAGGCCCAGGACUGGCGUGCACGCCUCCAGGCGGGGCCAGGAGGGCGUACAGCCAGUGGCCUUCGGCUCAUCCUGCCUCCGCGCCUGGGCCGCAGGCGAGGGGUCUCUUAGCGGCUCCUUGGGGCUCUUGGAAAGGCCUCUCGGAGGCCUCUAGGAGGCAAUUGUGGGGGCGUGGCGAAGCGGCAGGUCCAUGCCGACUCGGCGCGGCGGCAGCGCCGGCGCGAGCGGUCGAGGCUGAAGAGCCCCGCAGCCCGGGGGGACCCUCGACAGCGAAGUUGGCCCCGUGCCCGAAAAAGUUCCGCGCGACGGGGCGGCAAGGCAUCGAGGCCCGCGCCGCCACGGCAGGGGCCCGCCCCGCAAAGACCCUGGGCCCCUGGACCCGUGGGCCAACCCGUGGGGGCAGGAAGAGGAGCCGAGCCUCGCUCUUCGCCGUCUGAGCUGGGGAGCUGCUCCUCCUUCCCAGGGGGCGGCGCCUGAGCGCGAAGAUGGCAGCGCCCUCGCGCCCCGCGGGGUGCGACGUCGGGUGGCCUCGAGGGGCGGCCCGGUCUGGGCCUAGUGCCAGAGCGCGGUUAGCGUUCCUCUCGCGAGGGCCCAGACCUUCCGGCAUUGCCGCUGCAGCACUGAGGUCGCCCAGCGGACUGGGCGCCCGCGCGGCGCCGCCCACGCUUGAGACGCCUCUCGAGACCGAGACGGCCCGUUUUCAAGGGAAUCGGGGUGCCAGCCUCCGUUGGACGUGGCAGUGCAGCCAAUGUGCAGCUGCUCCUCAGCGGCCCGCAGCCAGCCCACGUGUCCUGGUGGGUGCCCCUUGAAAG
Prorocentrum cordatum is the source of this 3444-nucleotide messenger RNA. The record is from the annotation of a GenBank genome assembly. Lineage: Eukaryota; Dinophyceae; Prorocentrales; Prorocentraceae.